Messenger RNA from Saccostrea echinata, 3423 nucleotides. RefSeq lists its product as uncharacterized. Lineage: Eukaryota; Metazoa; Mollusca; Bivalvia; Ostreida; Ostreidae. Gene Ontology annotation, molecular function: protein binding. Bases 51 to 3140 code for a protein of 1029 amino acids. The transcript has 7 exons. The record is from RefSeq and is a predicted model, not a curated record.
UUGUGCAUUUCCGUUUUCUUAGGACAUUUGUCAAUGUGUAGACGUAAACAAUGAAAAUACUGUUCUAUUUCGCCUCUUUAUUAGUCUUAGUGCUUACAAAAGAGGACCUAAGUGGAUUAGAUCAGUAUCUUCAAGAUCCCAAUUUUUGGCAAUUCGUGGAAAAACGCCUGGGUUCAAAGAAUGACAUUGAGCCGAAGGCCCCUGCCGAAUCUCCGUCGAAAGUGAAAGAUCAGUAUGAUCCAUUUGGGGAUCAUUCCGAUGGUGACACUUCAGCUGCAAAGAAUGACAAGACGCCUGAACACCGGGAUGAUUUGAUGGAAGAUACGCUAGGAAACCUUUGUCAAUACAGACCUAAUGCAAGCUUGAUUAUUCGUUCCAAGGCCUCAAUCAACAAUGGUGCUUUCUUCUUGAAGUCAUUUAACAGAAGAACACAGAAAGAAUGUGUUAAUGCUUGUUGUUACACACAAAGCUGUAAUUUAGUUGUGUAUGAAAACAAGGAUGAGCACAGCUGUUAUCUAUUUAAUUGUGGAACACCGAGUAAAUGCUUAUUUGCUGAACAUGCAAAUUACACAUCACUGUUUUUCCCCAAUCAUGUUGCUCCAAGUACCUCAAUCAAUGGACAUCAAGAACAACAUGAAAACGAAUUGGAGGGGCUAAAUUCUAAGGUGACUCUCAAACCAACAACACAAGCUCCUAGAAGAAAGGUUCCUCUUUACGGGAAAUGUGAUAUUGAUUGGAAUGAUGAAUGCAGUGAUAGAAAUGCCGAAUGCAGGGACAGGGAAUGCAAAUGUUCAUAUGGAUAUCAUGCUAAAUAUGGAAUCUGUAGGGCUAAUUGUCCAGAGUCUGAGUUUGAAUGUGAAAACAAAGGUCAAAGAGUCAAUGUCCCAGAAUGCAUAUCAAGGGAACAUGUAUGUGAUGGCCAACCCCAGUGCGCCGAUGGUUCUGAUGAAAACAAAUGUCCAGAUACAGCAUUGACAACAACAACUUCAACUUCAACAACGACGACAACAACUCCUAAACCAGUGACAACUAAAUCCUCCCAGCAGAAUGUUAACAAUCUGGGAGUGAAUGACCAGAUACUACCUCAGUAUUUCCCCACUAAUCUGAACAAGUUACCAACUGGAUCAGAUUUAUAUAAUGGUAACGGUUACUACUGGCCGUCUGGAUAUGGCCGGAUGUAUGGAUCCCAAAGUUAUCCCUAUGGUAGAUUCCAGCCUGGAGCUCAGUACCCAUUUGAUCCUCGAUUUUACAACUCGUAUGAUAGCAGUGGAAGACAAUUUGGGAAUGGUUACUUAGAUCCAGUCAGAGGAUAUUAUGACAAGUCAGUUCCUGAUAGCAAGAGUGUCAGUUCCCAGACUGGAUCAGGUAAUGGAAGGGCAGGAAGUCCAAAAUCAGAUCAUUCCAAUGAAAAACUGAUUCCCAUCUCCCAAGGCAGAGAUGGAGCAUCAGCUAUGAGUAGCAGUGGUAAAAAAGGUUCAGACUUUAAGCAGAAGAUCCAGGUGAAGACAACAGAAAAGCCAACAACAGUUAGUCCAACCUCAAGGCAAGCCACCACCAGGGGGAGCUUUAACACAUGGAAGAUUUCAAAUCAACAAACUGAUUGGGAUAAGACAAGUAAAGACACCACUGGUUGGAGGGGAAAUUUUGACAAGGAUUCUCAGAAACAAAUUAAUCAUGAUAUUCCAAGUUGGAAAAGUGAUGAAGGAACACAGAAAUCUGCACAAGAGAGUCAGAAUAAAUGGGAAAAUGUGAUGGAUUCAUCUCAGAAUACUAAAUAUGACCAGGUCUUGGAUAAUACAGACAAGAGUUUAGGAAAAGGUCCAUUAAAACAACAUACUUCCUCAGAUAAGAUGGACUGGCAAAAGUCCUUUCAUGUUAAGCAACAAACAAAAGGAGGUACUGCUGAUAAAAUACAAACAGGAAAACAGGAUCUACCAGUGUUACAAAGUGGUUCAGAUAAACAGAGGAACUGGAAUCAGCAUACAGAGUCCAGUAUGGAUAACAAUGACAAAACAGACAUUGAGGCAGGCAUGAAGGGAGGUCAAGUGGAUGAGAGCAAAGGGAGGGUGAGUGAGGGAAGAUCAGAAAGUGGUGAAUCAAAGGAUAAAACUAGUGGUGGAUAUCAAGGAAAAUCAGAUAGGUGGCAUCAGCACCAGGGAUGGACUGCGGGAAGAAAUAAAGACAUGGGUCAAACAAGUAAUAGACAUAAGGGUCAGGAUAACAGAAAUGGGAAAGGUCAUCCACAGGAAAGAACAAGGGGAGGAUCAAAGGGAAGGAAAGGUGGUGGGUACCAUAGAAAACAAAAUGUUGAUAAUACUUCAAGUAGACUUACUGACAAUACCAACAAGGGUUUCAAAUCAAAACAACAAAUCAAGCCACAGAACACAGACUAUGACAAUUAUUUUCAAGAGAGUUCUCAAAAUAGGCAAAAUGUUGCUGGACCAAAAAAGCAGGGAUACAGGAAACCAGCAUACAAAAGCCAGAAACCCCAAAACUAUCAGUACUAUGAUGGUUAUCGUCCAGACCCAUACUGGAAUUAUGACUAUUAUAACUACAACGAUCACUCCGACAAGAAGUACCCCUCCCCUUAUGACCAGACUGACUCAGAUAAUGACAGAAAUUGGUUCAACAACAAACCAGAUUCUGAUGAUGAUGACAAUGAUGACGACGAUGAUAAUGGAAAUAAACAGAAACCCACUCCAAAGGUACCGCCAAAACCCACACCAAGACCAACACAGAAAAUUAAAACAACACAAGCUCCUGAAAUAAAACACGUAGACCCUACAGCGGGGAAGAUAAAGCCAGGGGGAGCUAACUCUGCAAGCACUACUGACAAAAAGCCUCAGGUAUCCAGCUCCAAGACUGAGAAAAUACAAACAUCCAAGAAAAAUUCCACAGAUUCCAAAGUCCCUGAUAGUGAAGGAUUGCUGGAGGAGGCUGUUCAGACCCACGUGGUGGUGGAGAGCCCCACAGACAGUCACCAGGGGCCAAUUGUCGCCCUGGCCCUGGGGCUCGGCAUCACUGUUAUACUCUUGUUCUUUGUGGGUUGUCGGCUUAGAAAUGUUAAAAGACGCAUUAGGAAAGGAAGGGCUCUUCAUUCCAAUGAAGCAGAUUAUUUAAUUAAUGGAAUGUACUUAUAAAAUGACACUACUUUGGGAUUGGUAAAUUAUUCAAUAAUCAUUUGUUCAGAAAAGUUACCUACUAUUCACUUUGAAUUGGGAAGGGGUCAUAAAUCAAAAAAAAAUUACUGAUAUUGAAAACAAAUACAUGUGUAUUUCAAAACUGUCUUUCAAAAAAUUUUUUUAUCAUGGUUCCCAGUUACAGUUAGUUUUAACUAGGGAUGCGCGAUUUUAUCGGUAUACCGGUAUAUCGCGAUUUUUUAUUGUGUGAUACGUAUCGUGAUAUGGAGACUAAAAUACCGGU